UCUGUUCCAGGAGCAGCCAUGGAGAAGAGUUACAUGUCCGUGUUCCUGCUGCUCGUUGCCAUCUCCUGCGCCCUGGCAAAAGAUGUGGGCAAGAAGGACGCAAAGCAGACUACCGCGAAACCAAAACUGCCUCAGACACUCUCCAGAGGCUGGGGAGACCAGCUCUUCUGGACCCAGACGUACGAGGAAGCCCUCUUCCGCGCCAAGCACAGCAACAAACCCCUGAUGAUCAUCCACCACUUGGAGGACUGCCCGCACAGCCAAGCCCUCAAGAAGGCCUUCGCUGAAGAUAAAGAAAUACAGCAAUUGGCUGAAAAAUUCAUUCUCCUGAACCUUGUGUACGAAACCACAGACAAGAAUCUUGCACCUGACGGCCAGUACGUCCCUCGGAUUAUGUUCAUAGAUCCUUCCCUGACUGUGAGAGCAGAUAUCACUGGAAGAUACUCAAACCGUCUCUACGCAUACGAGCCCUCUGACAUUUCGUUGUUGCACUCCAAUAUGCAGAAAGCGCUGAAGCUCCUGAAGACUGAACUGUAAAGGGAAGGAGGAAGCCCUAAGAUACUACGAUGUCUCAUCUUCCAUCUCUUCUCCGCUCCCUGAAACUGGUGAAGAGACUAUUUAGUGAUAUUUAGUGACAUGUAGCGCUGGGUUGUAUACAUAAACACUACAGUUUUACAUUAGCACUUUUGUACUGGGCAGCAUUUUUAAAAGCUGGAGGCUUUUAAUUUAAGGCAUACAGAGGAGUACUGUAUGAUCCAACUGUAAAAAUGAUUUUUUUAAAAAUAAAUCCAUUUCAAGUGUUUACAUAC
Molecule: messenger RNA, 809 nt
Organism: Leptosomus discolor (cuckoo roller)
Lineage: Eukaryota; Metazoa; Chordata; Aves; Leptosomiformes; Leptosomidae
Gene: AGR2
Product: anterior gradient 2, protein disulphide isomerase family member
Cellular component (GO): endoplasmic reticulum
Molecular function (GO): dystroglycan binding
Source: RefSeq, a predicted model, not a curated record